This is a messenger RNA of Dicentrarchus labrax (European seabass), 3213 nucleotides long. Its product is annotated as pleckstrin homology domain-containing family S member 1. NCBI's taxonomy places the organism in Eukaryota, Metazoa, Chordata, Actinopteri, Moronidae. The record is from RefSeq and is a predicted model, not a curated record. The transcript is spliced from 17 exons. The coding region runs from base 126 to 1466 and encodes 446 amino acids.
CCAGAAACUCCAGUUCCCAGUAUGAACACCUUGUUGCUAUUUGUAAGUAGAGAAACAUCCAGCUUCCUCAUGCAGCCUCACUUACUGUUAGGAGGUCAAGGUGAGAGAACAGGUGUGGUGUCACAAUGCAUAAGAGCCAAAAGAACGCAGGCGGAAGUACAGUGUUCUACAGACCAGCUAUAAUUACAACAGAAAUAAGAUCCGGUUACCUUUACAAGUCUCCUCCUCCUAAACGGUUGAACACAGAGAAAUCAUGGAAGAAGCGGUAUUUUGUGCUGUUCAAAAUCAGUGAACAAGAACAUCACCUGAAGUACUUUAGGAGUCCAGAGGAAAAGGAGAGGCCGCUCGGAGGGAUAGACUUAUCACACAUCUCACUGUUGUACGUGAGCCCUCAAAACCACCCAAGAUGGGCAUGGGUCCAGAAGUGCUUAAAGUGCUCUCCAUCCUGCGUGCUCUACGUCAGGGCUGCUGACCGGGACUACUUUCUCGUCGGGGAUAACAGCGAGGAAGUGGACGGCUGGUUCGGUGACCUGUUUGACGCCCUGAAAAACCGGCCACAUAAAUUUAUAAAUUCAGAGGAAAUGACCAAUGGGCGGCCAAUAAUCGAGGUUAUUUCAAAACCCAUUGCGCGGAAAAAGAAUCCCAGUGCUGUGUCCGAUAAGCAAGACUUGAAAAUGCGCUCUUUUUCGGAUCCGUCCUCAAAUGCUCUGGAUAAUGACACUGAAAAACCAAAGGUUGAAGGUCAUUCCAGAAGACGGGCAUCAGAGCCUGUGAAUCCAAUCUAUGACUAUCCGAAAUCCUACAUCAUUCACACACAACUGGGGGGAAAUGGUGCGCCACGUCCCAAAAGCUUGGAUUCAAUAUAUGAAACGAUGCUUCAAGUAAAACAUAACGAAGAGGCGGUUCAGUCAAUGGACCAAGAGGUUGAGGAGGCUACCAGUGGCACCCUGAUGAGAUCUGUCACUCAGAUCUAUGACAAGAUGAAGAUCCAUGCUUCCCCACUCCCUGCGUUCGAUGAGGAGACCGCAUCUGAAAACAGAGAGGAAAGGCGUAUGACUUCAGACUUGAGCAGCAGCUCCAGUGACAACGGUGCCAUCUCUCCUGUAGAGAUGCUGGAGAGAACAAAUGUGCACACACUGGAUAAACAAAGCUCUACUGAAAGCCUCGACACCCUCACCUCAGAGGAGAGAGAAUUUGAGAUCAAGCAGGCAGAUCUGAAAAAACACCUGACAUUAACAGAAGUGGACGGGAAACCAAUCGUGUCUGGAUGGACAGGCCAACCGCAGUCAGUGUGCCUGUUUCACAAAGGAGACCAGAUUCUGGCAAUUAAUGACCUGCACACCAGCAGCGUGGAUGAGUUCAACAUGUACCUCAGCAAGUCUCUCAAGAAUGAGGUGAAAGUGACCAUCCUGCGUCUAUCUGGAUGCCCACCUCUGCAUUUGCCAAACAUCUACUGCAGCAACUGACUGCAAACUCAGAGACAAUACUUCCACUGUAUGUCUGGGUGUGUUUGAAUGACUCUCUGAACCACUUCCUUUCUGUGAAUGGUGGGUUUGUACCAUGAAUUUACCACUUUAGAUAACUGACAGUAUUUUCCCAUGGCUGUGGGCAGUACGUCUUGAUCUGUCACUCUACCUAAAUAUCUAGAAGAGCUUAAAGUGUUGGAAAAAGGAUAAAAAUGAAGGAUGUUUAAAUUAAUCUUGCACACAUUAUAUACACAAAAGAUCAAAAGCAUUUUAGUUGCCAAGCACUCUUUGUGCAAACAAUGACUUGCAGUUUUAACAGAGCAUGAUUCAUGAUAUUUUUAGUUCAUUGUGUACUGUGUUUACUGUAGAUAAGAUGUUGUAAGCAGAAGGAAACAAAAGGAAAAUGUUUUACCUAAACGUAUUUCCUCAUACUGCCUGUAUGAGGAUAAAUUGAAAUUGUGCAAGGCAUGUAGUGUAAAAAUUGUGAAAUACGCACAACGUUACUGUAUAUAGACCUACUAUUAAACAACUUUAUUUUUACACUAAACUAUACUAAUAAUCUAAAUGUUUCUACACUUUAAAACGCACAUAAGAUACUGUAGAACUAACAACAAAGAUUUCUGGUGGAGUUUUUCUCUGGAUCUAAUGUGAUUUCUGUAACAACCUUAUUUUUAAUAAUCAACUUUAAGAUGAUUAGAUGAUAGGUAGAAAGUGUUCCUAAGUGGUUUUAGGAAAACGAAGAUGAUGUUGGGCAUAAGACAGGACGCUCUGAAUCAACAUUUUUAAUUCCAAUGAAAAGAAUGAAAAGAUAUCCAAUGUUUCCAUAGAUAUUCAAACUCCAUUUCUGUCUUAGGACUUGAGCGAGAACUGAGUUGCACAACUAUUGUGAAUGUCAUCACUCAGCAAUGCUGAUUCAUUUCCAGCUAGCUCAGUGUGCGGGAUCUAUGAUGACAUUUCUUUGUAAGCUAUGCCUGUCUAAUGACGUCUUCUUGUCACAAAAGAUCACAAAAAGAAGGGUGCACUGUAUGUUAAAAUGUGUUUGGAUUCAUUAAAAGAAGGCAGACAUAGAUCUAAAUUUAAACUGUCCUUUUCUUAUUUAUAUCCAGAAGGCUUUGGCAGAAAUUAGGAGUAGAUGAAUAACAAAAAGAUUCACGAAGAGACGAGUAUUUAAAGUUGUCCACACCUCAGGGAAGUCUGGUGAAUUAAUAUGCCGACAGAAUGGUGUUACACCUCAGGCUGUUUCACUCAUUUCUCUCUGAUUUGAAGCAGAAAUGGUGACUCAUACACUACAUUGCUGAAAUGUAGUUUUAUUGUAACUUGGGAAGAAGGUUUUAAUCCAUUUAAAAUGAUGUCUGCUGACCAGUGCCACUCCCAAACAAAGACAAAAUGCUUUUUUUUAUUUUAUUUUGUCCACUGACCAAUGUCCAUAAAGGGCAAGGAAACGCGUGUCUCUAAUCUCUGAACAUCAAAUGAUAUCUGACAUUGUUAAUAUUCACACAAGUCCUUUUCCAACCACAUCAUAUCAGCCUUUCCGAGUUCUGACAAAGAAAUUAUUCAGGACAUCUAUUUUUUAAGGCCACUCUUCAACUGUGAUGCUCAAGCUGUGCUGUAUUGUAAAUACGCUCUAUUAUAUAUGAAUAUCUUUCACAAGGGUGCAGCAAAUGCAGGUUGUACUGAGACAAUGAAUCUGUGUUUAAAUUUGUGAAAUGAUUAUGAAUAAACUUUUUCCAGAUUGUUAAAACAAUGA